GUCUCUUCCUCCUAAUUCCCCGUCUCCUCCUAAUUGCCAUCCCGAGGAGAGACGACGGUGAGGACGACAAGUACGACGAGCACGACAAGCAUUAUGCCCUCUUCCACUAUGCCGUCGCCUAUGGCCAUCAACCCAGCGUCGCCUACUCCGUCCAUGUUCAGGAAAAAGCCCUCGUCUGCCAUGUCAACCGCAGCCUCGUACCUCUCUGCUGUAUCCAAAGCAGAUGCUCGAGCUCGGGGUCUCAACGGAGGCAGCACAACUUCCACGCCUGCUUUGUCGUUGUCGUCCUCUGUCACUUCAUCAUCGGAGGAUACCGUGCUUCACGAAGACAUCGGGGAUAGCGCUGACGGCUUGUACUACCCCAGUGUUCCUCCGACUUCCGAGCAGGUCUUUACUACGGUGCACACCGAGUUUGGACACUGUGCAAAUGAGAGUUAUAGAUAUACGUCCAGGCAUACUCCAGGGGAGCCCGUGAAGGGUGUUGUCGAACAAGACCCGCCAUACUACAUUCUCAUUACGACUUAUGUCAGUUAUUUAUUGGUCAUCUGCAUUGGCCAUCUCAGGGACUUCAUUGGCAAGCGGUUCAAACCAUCCGCUUUCCGUCAUUUGAUGACGCAAGAUGGUUAUGCUGCUUUGAAUUCAGAUUUCGAUUCUUUCUAUACCCGUCGUUUGAAAUCUCGUAUCGACGAUUGUUUCUCGCAUCCAGUUACCGGAGUUCCAGGUCGCACCAUCCUUCUCCUCGACCGGUACUCGACCGAUCAUAAUGUCACUUUCCAGCCGACCGGCACGCGCACCCGUGGCCUAAAUAUCUCCUCGUACAAUUACCUGGGUUUUGCCCAGGGUGAUGGACCUUGCGCAGACGCGGUCGAAGAGUCUGUCGCGCGGUACGGCGUGUCAGCAUGUAGCACACGUCGUGAAGUCGGUACACUUGACUUGCACCUUCAAGCGGAGGCGCUCGUAGCGCGUUUCAUGGGCAUGGAAUCUGCUUUGAUUAGCUCCAUGGGCUUCGCGACCAACUCGACGAUCAUCCCGGCCCUAGUCAGCAAGGGUUGCUUGGUCAUUUCUGACGAGUUUAACCACGCGUCGAUUCGAUACGGUGCGCUUGAAUCUUUGUUGCGCGAGGUCAUCAGUCAAGGUCAACCAAAGACCCACAGGCCGUGGAAGAAGAUCCUGAUCAUCGUCGAGGGCUUGUACAGUAUGGAGGGGACCUUGGUCAACUUGCCCGCCCUCUUGGAGCUCAAGAAGAAAUACAAGUUCUACCUCUUUGUUGACGAGGCACAUUCCGUCGGUGCCAUGGGUCCUCAUGGUCGCGGCGUUGCAGACUACUUCGACGUUAAUCCUCGGUCUAUCGAUAUCCUCAUGGGCACGUUCACCAAAUCCUUUGGUGCUGCGGGGGGUUACAUUGCUGGUAACAAGGCCCUGAUCGAACGAUUGCGCAUCUCCAGUCAUUACAGUGCAUACACCGAGGCCAUGGCCCCUCCCGUGCUCACGCAGGUUAUGGCAAGUAUGGCCAGCAUCAUGGGUGUCACAAUUAUUCCCGAAACGAAAAAUUCCUCCUCGCUUUCGCUCUUGCACUCUUCCAAUGCUAUUCCCGUGCCUGUGACCAAUCUCGAAGCCACUGCUUACCCUGGUACCGCUCCUUCCACCGCCUUGCCGAACUGGGUUUCACUUCCACCUUCGUUGUGCGAUGGUUCAGAUGGUCGCAUGCGUCUCCGCCGUCUCGCCUUCAACUCACGAUACCUCAACCGUGCCCUCCGUAAGUUGGGUUUUAUCACCUACGGCCACGACGACUCCCCCGUUGUCCCUCUCCUCGUCUUCCACCCUGGAAAAAUGGCCGUCUUCUCUCGUAUGAUGCGUACCCGCGCUAUACCCAUCGUCAUUGUCGUUGUGGCUUAUCCUGCAACCCCGCUCGUGACAUCGCGAGUACGAUUCUGUCUAAGUGCCAGUCACACUAAGGAGGAUAUUGACCUAGUGUUGAAGGCAUGCGAUGAGAUCGGCGAGUUGUUGGACUUGAAGCAGGCCGUCGGGGAGAGGUGGCCUUUGGAGGAGAUCACAAAGAGGGCGGUUGAGUUGGUCAGCAUGAAGGAGUGCCCAUGAUUUGGUCUUUGCUGGACCCUACGCUAUCUUCCUGCUCUCGUCCCGGGACCCAAAUUCACAUUAACAUUGCUAUGAUUGAUUGUCUAUACAUAUACCUCUGACCCUUAGACUGUCUUGACCCAUGUCGUCAUAGAGCAAUCUUACGACCCCCCUUUGUGCUGCUUACAACUUUCGUAAUGUCUGUAUACUACAGAGUGUUUUUUAUUCCUGUGAUAUACAAUAAUGUGAUGCUACGAGUUCAUAAAUACCCGAAGACCCUCCUAGCUACUACGCUUAUGUGUGCACCUCUGCUUGCUUUGACAGCAAACCGAGGAUUGGGUCCAACUUCGAAAAGCAAUCAUGCACGCCGGAAGUCAGUCUGGAGAUCUCCCCUUCAAUAUGUGCUACUCGAUCGUCUAUAAUAGUGACCUGUUUGUUUGAGCUUAGCC
Molecule: messenger RNA, 2525 nt
Organism: Somion occarium
Lineage: Eukaryota; Fungi; Basidiomycota; Agaricomycetes; Polyporales; Cerrenaceae
Source: the annotation of a GenBank genome assembly